Helicoverpa zea (corn earworm) is the source of this 14457-nucleotide messenger RNA. Its product is annotated as PHD finger protein rhinoceros-like. Gene Ontology annotation, biological process: regulation of transcription by RNA polymerase II. Bases 52 to 8031 code for a protein of 2659 amino acids. The transcript has 5 exons. The record is from RefSeq and is a predicted model, not a curated record. NCBI's taxonomy places the organism in Eukaryota, Metazoa, Arthropoda, Insecta, Lepidoptera, Noctuidae.
GUAAAGCAGUAGAAGCAUCGUGAACAUGUAGGUUGUGGACUAGUUAGCGAGAUGUCGUUGAGAGGCACAAAGCGGUCGUCUGGGAUGCGCGGUGAUGAAGCCGGUGUAUCCAAGCGCCGCAGGACGGAGCCCGAGGAUGCUCUCUGGCAGCUCCGCCCAGUUAGUGACCUCAAGAUGUCAUCAAUUUAUAACAGGAGUGCCUCAGAGGCACCCGCUGAACUAUUCAGAAAGGACCUUAUCAGCGCCAUGAAAUUGCCCGACAAUGAGCCCCUGACACCAUCUUCGUACUGGAUAAUAACUGACACGUGGAAGCAGGACUGGGAGAGAGGAGUUCAGGUGCCGGUCAACCCUGACUCCCUCCCCGCGCCUAAGGUCAAGAUCAUUGACAAUCCACCGCCACCCAACUUUCAGGAAUUCAAAUUGCCUAAAGACAAAUACGUGCACCUGAGUCGCGAUGCUCACUACCAUUCGGACAAACAUCUACUGAGUCAAACGCCGGCGCGUGCCGAGGCCGCUUGCAGUUACGACUUGGAUGCCACUGACACCGCGUGGCUAAAACUCCUGAAUGCAGAGCGCGCGAGGGCGGGUGCCCCACCAGUCACCGAAGACCAACUCGAAAAAGUCAUCGAGGAGUUGGAGAUUCGUAGCUGGGAUAAAAUCCAGGCAAUUGUGAAGUCUGAGGAGGGCCUCGGUAUCGAGUACGAUGAGAAUGUCAUCUGUGACGUUUGUCGGUCCCCCGACUCGGAGGAUGGCAAUGAAAUGGUGUUCUGCGAUUCUUGCAAUAUUUGCGUGCAUCAGGCCUGUUACGGCAUCACCGUUAUCCCGGACGGUCAGUGGCUGUGCAGGCCGUGCGGCGACGGCGUGCGGCCCAGCUGCGUGCUGUGCCCCAACCACGGCGGCGCCAUGAAGUGCACGCCCUCCGGGCACAAGUGGGCGCACGUCAGCUGUGUGCUAUGGAUCCCCGAGGUCUCCAUCGGCUGCGCGGAGAUUAUGGAACCGAUCACCAAAAUAUCUUCCAUUCCACCCUCCCGAUGGUCCCUCGUUUGUGUAUUGUGUCGUAAUCGCAAGGGCGCUUGCAUUCAGUGUUCGGUAAAGACGUGUAAAACUGCUUACCACGUAACCUGCGCAUUCAAGCACGGGCUUGAAAUGCGGGCAAUUAUCGAAGACGAAAACGCCGACGACGGUGUUAAAUUACGUUCCUAUUGCCAAAAGCAUAGUGUUAAUUCUAAGAAAGAAAAGUGUCCGGGUUCAGGCGAGGAGGAGGAUGAGGUAAAACGAAAGCGUAGGAAAGAUAUGACGUCGGAGGAGAAGACGCAAGCUCGAGCCGCUCGCUUGCAUGAGAUUGAGAGGGAAUUCGAUAAACACGUAAGUGUCAAGGAUAUAAGUACACAUCUCCUUGACGUUGAUCAGGACGCUAUUAAUUACAUUUACAACUAUUGGAAGCUAAAGAGGCGAGCAGGGCACAAUCGUCCCUUGUUGCCACCCAAGUCGGACGACACCGAGGUGCUGACUCACAGGCAGGAGCAGGCUGACAUCGACAAGCUCAAGAUGUUCGUGCAGCUGAGGCAGGACCUGGAGCGGGUACGGAAUCUCUGCUACAUGGUGAGCAGAAGGGAAAAGCUCUCUCGCUCAUUCUUCCGUAUGAGGGAACAAACGUUUCACAAACAAGUGGCUGUGCUAUCUGCAGCUGGCGACAUCCCCCAGCAAGAGCUGUCAGCCAUCAUUGAGGCUAAUCACGGACCUUCAAUAUAUGACAAACUAUACUCUCACGACAAUGCACCUGAUCAUAAGAAUGAUUUCGAAGAGUUGCUAGCCCGCAUCGCGCCACCAGAAUCAGGCGACGAGAAAAAGAAAGAUCGCAAUGGGUUAGUCAAAGGUUCGAAGUCAUCAAAUCCGUACAAGAAACAUUACGUAAAUGGAUCGCGACGUAGUGGCAGUAUGUAUAGUGGACUGUCCAGCGAGGAGAGUGCGCCGGAGAUGGCGCGAUCCAGUAGGUUCCGAACCAAAGUUGGUUCUAGUACAGAUGACGAAGGAAGGAGAGCUGGAACAUCACCAAAGAAAAAGGUAUCUCCUAAGGGCAAAGGCAAGAGAUCUCCUAAGAAGACUGAAAGGAAGAAGAAGAAGGUACCACAGUCUAAACCACUAAUUGAGAGCAGCAGUGACGAUGAAUCUUUGAAUUCCAGAUUGAAGAAAGAUCGAUCUCGCAGUAAAACGCUACAGCAAAUGGAGAAAGAAAUGACGGCUGGGAAGAUGGGUCAAUCCGGAACAGACAGCGAUGACCUAAUGCCGAUAAGACCUACUAUGAGAAACAGCAAGUUCCCUAUCGACAUAUACUCAGACAGCAGCGAGGACAACAAGUCCGACAAAGCCGAUAAAGUCAAGUCAGAUAAGGUUAAAACUGAAAAAGAAAAACCGGACAAAGUCAAGGUGGAAAAAUCACCAAGUGGUAAUGAUUCUCAACAAUCUCUGCCAAGGACUAAGGCUGCUAUGAAAGAAUUUAUUCCAACUCAACCCGAGAAGAAAGCAACUACAAGUCCGGAAGAGGACAAGCCUGGUCCGAGGAAGAGAGGCAGAAAGCCUUCUAACAAAGACAAAAAGAUGCCAUUACCGCAAAAGAUUAAAACAGAAUCGGAUGAUGAAGCUAAAAAUAAAGAGAACAUCAAAUUCUCCAAACAGAAGGAUCACCCGACAGAUCUCAUUGUUCCACAGCGGCAGGCAGCUAAGAAAGCUUCCGAAAACAUGCGCUCGACCACUGUUGUCAAAAAGGAUGAAACAGUUCCUGAACAACGAGAAAUAAAACAAUCAACAAGCGGUGAUGACACCAAACCGAAACCAGUGGCAAAACCAAGUGAAAAGGCUAAAUCAACUGGUAAAGGCAAAGAAAUAAAAGACGCUCAUUCUUCAAAAGUUAACAAAAAGAAAUGUAAGGAGACAGAGAAGGAACCCAUUGCUUAUGUACCUCAAAGACAGGCAGCGAAGAAAGCAGCCGCUCAUAUCAAGAGUGGACUGGGUACGAAGGCACCAGUACCCGACAACGAAACAGAGAAAAAGAAAGAUGCAGAUAAAUCUGAGCCAAAAUUAUCGCCUAAGAAAGAGAAGGAAGAGGCCAAAACUUCGAAACCCGCUCAGAAGGAAAGCUCUAGUUCGUCUUCAAACUCAAGCAGCAGCAGCUAUUCAUCUUCAUCCAGUUCUGAGGAAGAACCUGAAAAAUCAAUGAUCAAGCCCACCGCUAAGGCACGCGCGAUCAAACCGGCCACGACACGCCAGCCGUCAAUGUUCUCACCUCCUGGCUCUAGACCUACAGUGGACUUGCCCUUUCUCGACAGGGUGUCAAAACCAUUGUCUUCCACUAGUGCCUCGAGUGAUUCUGACAGCUCUAAAGUGUCCGACCGAUCCCGCUCAGGAAGCCCCUACCCCAAAAGGCCUCGACGAAGGAGAAAAGGCAAGAGCGAGUCCACUGAUGCCUCCCCACGCAAGGCGCCGCCAGAUAAGAAGCUUAAAACUUCCGAACGGCGGUCCGAGUGUAGGGUACCAUCACCGACUCCUGAAGGAGAGGAACCUAGCCGACCCAGUGAUGCGCGCGCUGCCACACGUGCUCGGACCAGAAGCACUACUUCAGGCGGAAAUAUGCCUAAUAAGUCUGAUGCCCGACCUAGAAAACCAUCUAAAGACGAAGCCCUUACCGCUACACCCAAUAAAACACCCAAAGAGGGCAGCCAGUCCAGUGAACUUCCAUCUGCGGAACGGAAAGAGGACACGGAGGUGAAGGAAGAGGUCAAAGUGGAACUCAAGGAGGAGAUUAAAGAGGAGCCAGUGGUUGAGACACCCAAGAAUUAUGCUAAGUCUAAAACUAACAAGCUAAAGAGGCGAAGCGAGUCUAAUGACGACAGGGAGAAGGUCAACAAGACUAUUGAAAUUGAAGUACCGCCAUUACAGAAAGUCAGUCCGAAGAAGAGUGCUGAGCCCAAACAUAAGUCAUUGAUGAACAGGCGAAUGAGUGUUAAGGACACAGCGCCUAAAGACCGCUCUAUUUCUAAUGAGACUCGAGAGCCGGCCAAGAAAGAUAGGCGUAUGAGCGUGGCACAUAGUGUCGCUGGGUCCGACAAACCGGCUGUGUCGCCCACUAAAAAGAAGACAACGCAACCAAGGAUUGAAAUAGAGAUACCGCCAAUGGAAAUUAUUGACAAGAAGAGUCCUAUCCACAUCAACACAGAUUACCAUGACAAUGAUAAGCAUUGGUUGCCAAAAGCGCCCAGUCCAAAUGCUAUUCCGCCGCAAGUAGAAAAGCCGGGUGGCAAUGAGAAAUACAUAGAUGACAAAUCCAUGGAUUCUGAUUACGCCGAUAAGAGCAGUGUUAAAAUGAUGGCUAAGAUACAAGCUAACCUCAAUGAAAAUACCAUGAUUAAAUCACCGAAGACGCCGAUGGACGCGAGAACAAUGAGUAUUGAACACAUGGAGGUUGAGAACGUGGCUAGGAAUAUGAGGAAGCGUUCUGCAGAAAAGAAGUUUAUAACGCAGGAUGCUAGUCACGUUCAAGGAGUAGAAAUUUCCAAGAGUGCUAAAAUACCAUCGGCCGUAAACCCAUAUCCAAACAGAUCCAUAUUCUCGCCUCAGUCAAAAGACAACGAGUUCCUCGACUUCGAAAUGAUGGCUGUUGACGAUGGAUUUAACCACGAUGAUAUCAUUAAACCUUUUGCGACGUACCCAGAAUUCUUCUUCAAAGAGGAUUCUAAGCAAGGUGUGCAGGAAACUCUUAACCUAGUAGACAGGCUUCGGAUAAGGCUGAGCACAAAGAAGGUGCCGCCCGAGAACCCUGAUCAAGAGGAACCGAUACUUGUGCCUGAUGACAGUGAUCAUAAAGACAAUGAUGUCACUGCUGCUUGUAACUUGGUUAAGGCUGAAGAUAAUAAUAGUUCGCCUCCAAAGAAGCACACUCCUACUGAAAGACCAGUCGAGCGAUCGCCUCCAAAAGAAUCGCGACAGACCACCAACCAUGUACCGCGAAGAGGGUCCUCAAUAGAUAGAGAUUUGCCUUCAGGAGAUACUGCGAUGGAUGCUAAAGAGUUCCAGCCCAUCGCCAUGACGAGCAACGAGAAGUGGUCGAACGUGCCGGUAUCUGUGUCACAGCUGGACACACAGAGUCAGUCUGCCAAUGACAGGAAAUACGAUCACUCAAGCACAUACGCCGAUGAUGUCAAAGAACCCAUAACUGUGCAAUCAGAUGUCCAGUCCGUAUCUGAAGUCGGAGACGCUAUUUCAAUAUCUAAGCAAAGUGACGAUUCCCAAUCUUUGUCCGUGGUCGACCAUUCUGUACACAGCAAUGACGUAGAACUAGUACAUGACAACCAAAACUAUGACAACAAUGAAAUGAUACAUUCAGAUUGUGCCACGAUAUCUUCACCGCAGUACGUAAGCCAAGAAAAAUGGCGCGAGAGUAAGAUAACUACGCGAAGAUCGUCUGCAUCUAGCACUAACUCUGAAGCGUCCGUGAGCUCUCAUAAGAAUGCACGAAAAUCCCGUUUGAAUUCAAGUGAUCUACGUCCAGGUAAUGUGAUGCCUGCAAUAGAUACGUAUCCACCUAUCCCGGCAUAUUCGCGUCCCGUGGAACCGUCGAUGCCGCUGAACCAGUACACGACGUACCCGCCCGAAGCUUCGCCGUUCCUGAGCUCGUUGCCUCUGUUCGCGGGCGGGCCGCCGCUGCCGCUGCCGUCGCCCGGGCCCGGCCUCUAUGGCACCAUGCCCUACUCGGCAGCCCCGCCCCCGCUCAAGUCUACCUUCUACAGCGCUGCGUUCACAUCUUCAUCACAGAACAUGGCGCUCACUACAGCAAUGAUCGCUCCCCCUACGCCGAAACCUCCCGAUUCGCCUCGAGAUGAAAUUGACGUGACCGGCAGCGAUAAAUUCAUUCACGUUGUGUCCAGCCCGAGCGUGAGCGUCGAUUCCUAUGAAACCAAUAGUAAUAGAGCGCCAACGAAGAUGUCAAACGAUAGUAAUGAAACUAUGACCAGCUUACAUCCGCAGGAAUCUAAAUCUCCACCAAAACUGAGCAAACCGACAACCAAGUUCCCUGGCAAGUCACCGGGCAAGAGCCCCGGUAUCUCGCCUAAGCAAAGUGAUGCUCCUAAAGGAACCAAGCGACCGAGCAAUCGCAGCAACAGAAGCCAAAGAGGUCGCGGACGGUCCAAGAGCCGCGGCCAAGGGUUCUCCGUCGACUACAUGGGUAAUUCCAUACAAAGCAAGCUUGUCGGCACAGUUUAUGACUUUGAUGAAGAAAUCGCGAAUGAUGGUGUCGACUUAAAAGCUCUUCGCGACAAGCGAAAAUCUAUCGAUAUUCGAGAUGAUAGGAAGUCUGAACAUUCAUACAAAGAUGCGUCUCAAUCUCCUCGCGUCCUCACUCCUCCUCCAAGCAAACGCGCUCCGCCGUCCGACACUAAAGACAUCAAACCUCCCUCGCCUGAACCCGCGGACACGAACUCGUCCCCCGCGUGCGCGGAACGUGGCCCGGGCUUCUCGCAAGUGGCACCCGUCUUGCCCGGCCCGGUCGAUAUGCGCACAUAUCAACCUUUCGAGAACCCUGCGCCCGCCGCAGAAAACGAUUACCAUUUGCUAGCGUUUGCUAGCGGCACCGCCGAACAGCAUUUAACUGAGAUAGACGAAGAAGUUGAGAAACAACUUCAUACCGCACUAAUGGCAAGUAAUCCACAGACAGGUUCCCCAUCGCAGCAGCCAGCGGAGCCUGCAGAGCCCCCGAAACAGACAUACGUUCCCCAGCUACCUAAAGUAUCACUAUCAGAUUCGAGAAACCAACUGAAGGUAAAGAUCAAAGGGCCAUUCUUGGACGCGAACUAUUCGGCGAGCUCGUCGCAGCCGGUGGCGCCGCCGCCGCCCGCGCCUGCGCACGAGCCCGGCACCAGCACCAUGACGCCGGCCGCCGCCGCCGCCUCCUCCAUGUCGGGCUCCACCAACCUGCGCCGCAUGCGCAAGAAGGAGCUGCUGCGCCAGUACUGGACGCAGGACAUGAACAUGGACGACCCCACGCACCCCGCCACGGUGGGCGCGGUGCCGCCGCCCGCCGUGCCCUCGCCGCUCACCCGCGCCGUCAUCACCAUCCCUAAAGCCGUCGCCUCUAUGACUAGCAUACCCACUCGAGAGGACUACAAAAUUACUGACAGUCCCGUAGAAAAGAAAACUAAACGCAAAACUACCAGCGGCCUCUCCAGAGAGUUGCGACAUCUAGAAGUGAGCAUGAAUGUCGAUGUUGAUCCCUCAGAUGAUGUGAAAUUGUCCUCGAUAGCUGGCACUUCGGGACAACAGGCGCACAAGCGCCGCGGUCGCACGUCUACUAAGCCGAACAGGGCGAAUGCGACGUCACCGGUCGCUCCUAAACUGAAGAUAAAGAUAGGCAACAACACGGUGCAGCAGGUGCCGGCACCCGCGGCUCCGCCCGCCGACGAGCCCGCCGGCACCACCAUCUACCGACCGCCUAAGAAGCGAAUCAUUGCGAACAAACCGAGCUUGGAAGACUUGCGACGCGAAAGCAUGAAGUACCGUCGAAUGGUGAUGGCGGACUUUGAGGAAGACGAGAAAACAACUAAGACCAAGCCCAAGGGCGAAAAGAGUGAGAAACGUAAAAAGAAAAAGGACAAAAAAGCUGAAAAACUUCAAGUGGUGAACAGUGAAAGUGACAGUGCUACAAAGUUGAUUAUAAAAAUAAAGCGCACGAAGGAGGAGGAGUUGGGCGAGGCCGCGGCGGCAGGGCCGUCGACGAGCGCCGCCCCCGCCGCGCCCCCCGCCGUGGCGGAGCCGGCCAUCGACCCGUUCGAGUACGACCCGUCGGCGCCAGACCCGCUGGCCAUCGACCCGCCCUCCUACUCCGAGGCGUCGUCCGCCAUGCGCAAGGUGCGAACCGACAAGGUGACGCCCAUCCGGUUAAAACUCGCGCGCAGCUCGGAAGGCUAUGUGAUGAAGGAGCCCGAGAGCGCGGAGCGUGCGCUGCCCGUCAACAACAAUAAACACUGUGAAGUGAGGUGAUACAAGUCGCGCGCCGCCGCCGCUCCGCGCUCGCUCCCUUCUAAGGACAAACCUAACUCGUCGCGUAACAAGUUAGUCAAACAGCCUAACAAUAACAGUGCGGGAUCUAAGGCUAAAAAAACUAAGGGCAAGGACUAGAACUGUGUUUCAAUAGAACAAGUUAAAAUCUCCUGUAUAGUUAAACUAAAACUGAUAUUGUCUGUAUAUUUUUUAAACAAUAAUAUCUCUAUCAUGAUGUAGUUUAUUAUUAUUAUAUUACAUAUAUUAUUUAUUUGUAUAAAAGGAAAGCUCAAUGAUUAACUUAAAGUUAUUCUAAGGUUAUAUAAAUUGUGCAUUAUGCUGUGCACAAGUAAAUCUUUAUUAUAGUAUAGCAUAUAUAUUUUUGUUAAAGUUACUGUUUUACUUUGUGCCUCAUAUGGAAUCUCAUUAAUUUUCAUGAAUUAAUUGUGUAAUUUUUGAAAAUAAGUUACGUAUGUUUAAUUCUGAACGCUUCACAAUCACUUAACUCAUCACAUACUAUGUUACCGUGUGCAUAGCAUUUAUACAAGACGACAGUCGAUUUAUAUGUAUAUUAGAGUUCUGUGUCACUCGAGGCGAAACACAGUGGCACACGCUUCACCAAGCUCCGGUAGGUACACACCAAGCUUUCCCGAGCGGCACUCAGGCCGCAGCCUAUAACUCGCAGACUGCCACACACGCUAGCUAGCAUUUUCUGUGACUAGCCAAACGCAUUCAAUCUUCUAUACUCACUCUUAUCGAAUUACUUGUCUCCCGCUCACGCAGGACCUCACCCUAAUAAUAUAAGUAAUUAAAAAGUCACCGAUAAAAAAGAACCACCACCGGCGCGGUGGCGUAUAAUUACAAUAAUAUUCAAUCAGAUCAUGGUUUGAAUUUAACCAAAGAUUGAUUACAAAAGUUACUGCAUACGAACGGGCAUUAAUACUGAUAUAUUUGACAUGUUUCCUGCAACAACCAACGGAACACCAACAUUCACACUCGACAUAUACAACUGCAUACAUUCACAUCUCUGUUCUGCUCAUUUUACAAAGAGCUUGUCACAAAACUUAGCUAAUAUAAAGUACAAGUAAGAUUUUCAGAUAAAAUAACCUGACUGUAAAAUAAGCAGAAUUUGUGAUGAACUACUUGAGAGCUGUGUGCCAUUACAUAAGGAUACAUGUACAGCGCUGUUGCCAUCCGAACUUAGACGCUGUAUAAACAGGAGUAGGGUAUAUUAUUGUCUAUAAAAUACCUUAAUUGAGAUAGCUAAUAAAGUGGAAUGUAAUAAUUUAGCGCAGGCUGUCCGUGAUUGAAUGACCACGCAUCUAGACAUAGGAUACUAUAUGUUACAGACUAGAAUUUUGUGUUAGUGUGUACGGUAUUAGAUGUACUACAAUUCAAGUAACUUAGAUAAAUCAAGUAUGGAAUUAAUUAGAAGUCUAUAAGCGCAUAGUGCGUAGUUAAUUGGGUUUAGUUCUGCUGUGCACGGCGCAUUGCCGAGUACGCGUUGUUGUACAGCGAUGCUUGGCAAAUGCACAAUGUACCACAGAGCUGCAUUCCAUCUUGGUAUUUUGUUUUCCUAAUAGAAUGUAAAACGAUGUAAAUAUAUUCGAGGUUUCAUGACCGCGUGGUUGUCCAUUGCGUACGGCCUUUUAACAUAAAUUGCUUAUUACCUAUUCAUAUCAUUUUGACAAUUAUCAAUAAUUAUAAUUAAGGUAUCAUUUUGAAGUUAAAUUCAAUGAACUGAUUGGAAUAUUUAUUUGAUUAUAAAUAACUGUUUAGCGUAUGCUAUGUGAUGCUGGAUAUUUCGGUUGGUAAUAUCAGCUGAUAUUUAUAACUUUCUCAUAGACUGAAAAUGACAAAUUUGAACAGAUUAACAGAUGGCAAUAGAAUAUUGGAAUAGAAACUCGCUGAAUGCUCGUACAAGUCUGAUGGUGCCACAGAGUCAUUACGUAGCAUAUGCUGAACGUGUAAUAAGUUAUUAGUGACGUGAACACAAUAUGUUUAAUUUGUUUGUGCAAUAUUCGGCAAUACUCAUCGUAUAGUCAAAGAUUGAUUGUCCGUAGAAAUGGUGUGUUAGAUUUAAGUGCGUGUCCGUUAUUCAUAAGUAUCUGAUUUUCUUUCCCCAUUGUAAAUAAAAUAUUAAAUAGUGUUCUAAGGUCAUGUCCAGAUUUGCGAUUCAAAAUCGACCGAAGCUAUUUAUUUUUAAAGUUCAGUUUCCUGUGCAGGAUAUGUUGAAUAUGGAUAGAAAAGAUUUUUACGGUUUAGUUUUUGUUAUGUAUUGUUUAUUUGGCUAAGUUUUUGAUCCUGGUUUUCAGUUUAUUUAACUAUUGUGAUGCAACUUAAAAUGAUUAAUUUGGCCUAAUGGAUGAAAUGUACUUUUUUUUUCUAAAUUGAAUACCUAAGAAGGUAUAGAUCUGGACAGUGCCUUAGUACAAGGACUAAACUUAGUAUUGGUCGCACGGAGGUAGCAUACUGGCCGCGGCCUAUCAAUGAGCUUAGUAUAAAACUAAAUGUUUAAAAAUCACAUUUUCGUAAUAUUAAAUUAGCUUAGUACCUAUCUGAAAUGAGUAAUUGCGAAUUCAAUGUACAUGGUAAUCGUAAAUCAAUUAUUGGAAACUAUGUAUAAAUAAUUUUCGUUCUUGACAUCAAUCAAAUGUCAAGUGCAGCGGAAAGUCAAGUUUUUUCUUGUUUGGGAAAUAGAAGUAAAUUAUGUUUGUGCUAUCACAAAACCGAAUUAGGUUGUAGGCUGUGCUUAGUUUUGCUUUAUUAUUUAUACAAAGAAAAACAUCAAAAUGAAGUGCAUCUCCGGAGUUUUAAAGUUCUAAAUUGUGUGCACGAGUUUACUAUGUGAGAAGCAUUCUGAUUUUUUAUACUUUUAUAUUUUUAAUACAAUUAUGAGAAUUGGACUGUCAAGAGACAUAACCCAUAUUUAAAGAAUCUACUAACACGAUCAGUUAUUGCAUUUAAUUACAGUAGAAUUUGAAUGGUGCCCGUAAAACAAAUGAUAAUAGCAAUCAGAAAACUUAAUGCGACCGACUUGUAAUUAUUCUCAGAAACAUAGGCUAGGGAAAACGAAGAGUGCAAAAUUGUGUUAUGCAAUAAAAAAUCAGGCCACAUUCAUGUCAGUAUUUGUUUGUUUUAAAUUAUUCAUCACAACUUUAAAAAGCUGCAAUCUUAAAAAUGUUAAAAUGCGGGAUUUACCGAAUAUCGUUUAAAUAUAAAUAAAACGAUUAUUUUACGAAAAUGUAGAUAUUCAGUCUGUGUGCAAUGAAAUUAUCACAUAACUUCAUAAUAAAAUUAAAAACCUCCACGGUCUAAAGGACGAGGUUUCGUUUACAUAUUGUGAGUAAAUGUUAACAAAAUGUAAAUAUUAAUUACUUACCUUUAUUGUAGCUUACGUACGUUCCAAAACGGAAAUUCUAAAUAUCAAUAAUAAGCAAAUAUAAAAAUGCUUAGUUAUUCGUGUCUAAAUAAUCAAUAAUUUUAUCCAUAAUAUAAAACAAAGUUACCAUACUUUUAAAUUAUUUAUAUUUGUAAAUAACGUGGUUGCAACUUAUUUCGUGGUCAGAAAUUAUUUUUUCCUUAAGUCUACAAGAAGUAACAGAAUUAUAUUAAAAACAAAAAUAAUUUAUUUUGAUAUACUGAGAUUUUUUCAUACAGUCUUAUGAGUGUGGGUCCUAUGAAAUGAUUGUCUUCUAUAAUUCUCCAUUAACAUGUAUAUAAUUUACGUAGCUGACAGUAUAAUAAUUUUAAGACCAAUAUUAAUCAAUUAAUAAUCACAGGACAUUUUUCCAAACCAAAUUGUUUACCUCGGUGUUCCCAAAACGCUUUGAACUCAGCUUCCAUUAUCCAUUACUAACUGAACCGCUGAGGCGGAGCCCACAAUUGUGUAAAGUAUUCACUAAAGUAACAAACUUCUUCCAUACUUAGUUAAGUCUCUUAGGAACAUGAAAACAAUCGCGAUACAGAUUCAUUUACUCAUAUUAGUGUCAUAUUUUUAUAAAUGGUCUCUGUUGUAUGUGUGCUAAUAGUUAUACAUGAACGGCUUAACUUUUAAUCUACGUCAGAGCGUCACAGGUUGAACUCAAUUUUAAUGAUACACCGUCAAUGGCGUAUUUGUCUCAUAAACUUUUUAAUUCUACGGGCAAAUCCGGAUUAAUCAGGGUGGAGCUCUCGAAAUGUUCAAGGCACUUAUUAAGUCUCAAUAUUUAUGAAAAACUUAGUAUUUAGGUAUGUUGUAUAAUAAUUAUAAAAUUUGGAAUCGUAUUUAUUGGUAGACUAGAGAAAUAAUGUUAGUGUAACGCAGUUUGCCCACCCCUACAAAUUUAAAUCAUUCUGAUAUUACCCACAGUGUCGAUGUUGCCUACCAGAUAUGCUACUGUCUAUUAUGAAGACUACAUAUAUUAAUAAACUAAUUAUAUUCAUAAACUUAAUAAAUAAGCCAAUUUCUGAGCAGGCAUUAUUGACAUUGCAUAAGGGAACGGACUUGCCCAUUUCCGUUGGCCACAGAAUUUCACAGUGUAGCCACAUUGUCUAUAUUUAAAACUUACGGUCUAAAACCCCCGUGUAGAGCUUAAUAUACCCAUUUUAGUAUUUUCGACGGAUUUUUCAAGUGUUUUGAACUAUAGGCAAUGUGAGAGUUGAAAAGCGUAACGAAAACAGAAAUACGUAACGAUACAUAGCAACCAUAAGCUAUACAAGAAUAUUCAAUUCUAUUAAGUUACAGCCUCAUAUAAAUCAAACAACAGAAACUAAGAUUUUGGCACCAUUCUUGUGAAUUUUUACAACGAUUCAAAAUAAAGAAAAUAUUUUAAUUAGUAAUCUUAUCAAUCCAGUAUAUGAGCUCGCGAACAAUAUUUAAUUUCGAAACAAAAAUGUUUGCUCUGUGAAGCUAUAAUUAUAAGAAUAUUCAGACUUUGUCCAAAACCCUUCUUAAAAACUUUUAAGAACAGUCUCCAUCUACAAAAUCACAUAAGGAUUCGUCUUCCUAACAAAAGUUAUUAUUUUUCUUUGUUUCACUUUAUGGCGCUGGGGCGCUUUUGUGUCUUGCUUGAAUCAAAACGAAUAUAUAUUAGUGCAGGAGCGGAAGGAAUGAGGCCAAAUCACCUUGCAAAUAAAUAAGACAGCUAAGUCCGGGCAUUAUUUUUUAGUCUUACAAAAAGUUUGCACCGUGAUUCGUCUUCCUAACUAAAGUUAUUAUUUUUCUUUGUUUCACUUUAUGGCGCUGGGGCGCUUUUGUGUCUUGCUUGAAUCGUAACCAAUAUUAGUGCAGGAGCGGAAGGAAUGAGGCCAAAUCACAUUGCAAAUAAAUAAAACAGCUAAGUCCGGGCAUUAUUUUUUAGUCUUACAAAAAGUUUGCAUCGUGUUGACCUCUUUACUUGCGGCGUGUACAAACUCGUACGCACAAAUCUACUGAGUGACACGAGUAUCGAUCAGCAUCACAUUUUUUAUAAUUUUGUGUCGACCAUUACCUUGUUACUGUGAUUUGUUUUAAUUUAUAUAAUGAAUCGUUUAGAUUUUUAGGUAUAAUUUUUGUAUUUUGAGAUUCCGACUGCAGGGAAUAAAAAAACAUUUGAUAAAUGUACAUAUGUUUAAAAUUUCCUCUGUUGAUAAAAUAUUUUUUAUAUAAGUAGGUGUAUGUAACUUUUUUUAAAUAUUUUGUUGAAAAACUAGUAAUAAUGAUUGUAUUUUCUUAAUUUAGAAACGUUAUUAUUGCUACGCUGUAAGCGCAUUUUGUAACGAGUAUUUUUACUUUACCAGUUUAAUAAUCAAGUGUUGUAUGGAAUUGUAAUUUACGUAUUGUAAGUUGAAUCGUUGUAUCUAAGGAUGUGUCUUGACAUGUUUAUGUAUUAAUGACAUGUAUGUAAUGUCCUACAUACUGAGGCCCGAUGUAGCGAUGUUAUAUAGUGCGGGGUCGCUGUCGCGCUCCGGUAGACUCGUGUAUAAGGUAGAGGCGGUCGCGCCCUAGCGUAAGUCGUAGUUGAUCGCGGUGUCGCCCGGACUCUAGCCAUGGCUGAGCGUCGCGCACCAGUCAUUAGCUUAUAGACAAAAUUCAAUACAUAUAUUAAUUAUAUUAUUUAUAUUGUAGAUUAUAUAAUCAGGUUAAGAAAUAGCUCUUAAGAGAUUUAAAAGAAUUCUUAUACCAUUAUCCGUAUAAGUAUUAUGAUCAACAAUAUUUCCAUUGUUUUUAAAUUAGUGUUGUUAGUAUAAAUAUAAUGUAACGUUUAAGAAUAAACUUGUACAAACUACUUAUGUACAGUGUGUAAAUUAAGAUGAUGAUGCUAAAAUGUCGCCUACAGCGAGCGGAAGGAAUAAGUGUAUCGUGGGUUUUGUAAAUAGUGUACAAGUAUAAUUAUGUAAUAUAACAAGUGUUUUCAAUGUGCACAUAGUCGCCUCAUUCAUUAAUAAAUUUUUUAGAUCAAUUAA